Molecule: messenger RNA, 478 nt
Organism: Octopus bimaculoides (California two-spot octopus)
Lineage: Eukaryota; Metazoa; Mollusca; Cephalopoda; Octopoda; Octopodidae
Product: transcriptional regulator ZNF706
Source: RefSeq, a predicted model, not a curated record
CCACUGCGACGACCACGAGUGUGACGUAUCUGUGGGUUUCUGGUAACUUCCUCCGUCGUCUCACGUUCUCUCUCACACAUACAUGUAAAACCACCGCCUUCACAAGACUUUAGUACAUAAAUACACUCACACAGACGUAGUAAAUAUAUAUAUAUAUAUAGUUAUAACAUACUGACAAGAUUAUACCUUCGAAGGAAUAUUAAGUUUUUUCUUCUUACGAACUUCAGUCAAAACCUCAAUUUAACCAAAAAUUAUGGCACGUGGUCAGCAGAAAAUUCAGUCACAGCAAAAACAGAAACUAAAGAAAGACAAAAUGAAGAAAUCCACUGGACAUGACCAGAAGAAGGCUGCAGCAGCAGCACUCAACUAUAAGUGCACUGUUUGUAUGUCUUUGAUGCCUGAUGUAAAAACCUACAAACAGCACUUUGAAAACAAACAUCCGAAAGCAUCUUUGCCAGAAGAAUUGAAACUGGAAUGA